This is a messenger RNA of Pogoniulus pusillus (Red-fronted tinkerbird), 2409 nucleotides long. RefSeq names its product Ras association domain family member 2 (gene RASSF2). Gene Ontology annotation, biological process: regulation of non-canonical NF-kappaB signal transduction; positive regulation of JNK cascade; signal transduction. NCBI's taxonomy places the organism in Eukaryota, Metazoa, Chordata, Aves, Piciformes, Lybiidae. Gene Ontology annotation, cellular component: nucleus; cytoplasm. Bases 119 to 1093 code for a protein of 324 amino acids. The transcript has 11 exons. The record is from RefSeq and is a predicted model, not a curated record.
CGCCCGGGCCGGAGCCACGGCGACAGCGGCUGCCGGCGGCCGCGCAGCCAGCACGGCGGGGCCGGAGGAGGAGCAGCUGCCCGCGGGAGCUCAGCUCCCAUGAAAGAGAAGCAGGAGGAUGGAUUAUGGAGGCUGUGAGCUCCUGGUUCCCUGUGGCAAAGACAAAUACAUCUCCAAAAAUGAGCUGCUCUUGCACUUGAAGACCUACAACAUCUACUAUGAAGGGCAAAACCUGCAGCUGCGGCACCGGGAGGAAGAAGGAGAGCUCAUCGUGGAAGGGCUGCUCAACAUCUCCUGGGGCUUGCGGCGACCUAUCCGGCUCCAGAUGCAGGACGACAACCAACGCAUCCGCCCCCCCCCCUCCUCCUCCUCCUGGCACUCCGGCUGCAACCUGGGAGCUCACGGGUCGGUGCUGAAGCCCAGCACCCUGCCAGACAUCCACGUCACGGAGGCGGAGCCCACGCGGAGCACGGAGCCUCCUCCCGGGAGCGGCGCAGCCAGCAAGCCGGCGGCGGAGGAGGCACCGCAGCUGAUGCGGACGCGCAGCGACGUGGGGGUGCGGCGCAGGGGCAGCUCCCGCACGCCCAGCGAGCAGCGCCGCAUCCGCCGCCACCGCUUCUCCAUCAACGGCCACUUCUACAACCACAAGACGUCCGUGUUCACGCCGGCGUACGGCUCCGUCACCAACGUCCGGAUCAACAGCACCAUGACCACCCCCCAGGUCCUCAAGCUGCUGCUCAACAAGUUCAAGAUUGAAAACUCAGCAGAGGAGUUUGCUCUGUACAUCGUUCACACCAGUGGAGAGAAGCAGAAGCUCCGAGCCAGCGACUACCCCCUGAUCGCCCGCAUCCUGCAGGGGCCCUGCGAGCAGGUCUCCAAGGUCUUCCUCAUGGAGAAGGACCAGGUGGAAGAAGUCACCUAUGAUGUUGCCCAGUACAUCAAAUUUGAGAUGCCUGUCCUCAGGAGCUUCAUCCAGAAGCUGGAGGAGGAGGAAGAUCGUGAAGUGAAGAAGCUAAUGCGCAAAUACUCCAUCCUCCGGCUGAUGAUCGAGCAGAGGCUGGAGGAGAUCUCUGAAGGUCCCACAGCCAUGUGAAAUGCUUCAGCUGGAGGAGAUCUCUGAAGGUCCCACAGCCAUGUGAAACGCUUCAGCUGCAGCCUGGCUCAGGGCUGCACCACACAAAGAUCCAAUGCACUGUACCAAGCCCCACACCACCAUCGCUCCUGGAACGCUCCCGAUGUCUGCCUGGAUCAUGCCUGCUCUGAGCCAACCCAUCCCUCACACCCUGUGCAGCACCCUUGGGCACGUCCCCUCUGCCAACUAGGAGGGGGAGGCUCCCAGCAAGGCUCUGGCCAGUGGCAGCUUCAGCCAGAACCUCAAAUCCCUGGAAACAAUCAGUGGAAAACCAGGAGGAAAUUCAGGAGCAGCACAAAGCCACCGCGGCCAGGCACCGGCUGCAAGCCUGUGAUAGACUCAUGGAAUGCUUUGGGCUGGAAGGGACCUUCAAGAUCAUCCAGUCCCAACCCCCUGCCACGGGCAGGGACACCUCCCACCAACCCAGGUUGUUCAAGACCCCAUCCAGCCUGGCCUUGAACACCUCCAGGGAGGACACAUCCAUGACUUUGGGACUGAAGUCAGCGAUGCUCCCUCCAGCGAUGCCCACUCAUGGCUCCUGGUGGAGGAGCCACAGGAGAGCACAACUAAUCCCUCUUUGUACACACAGAGAAGCACAUUCCUACUGCAAUAAUUGCCAGGUGAAGGGAAGCUCCUGGAAAUCCAAAGGGUGGGGCUGAGAACUGGGGGUAAGGGAGGGGGAAUUAACUCUUGCAAGGAUGGGGACUGAUGGAUUUAUGGCCUAAAUCCCAUUUUCCCAGCACCUUCCCUUAACCUGCAUCUGGCCACAUCACUCCCUCUGCCCCUCCCCUUCUAAUUUGCACUAAUGUUAAGGGUUUUUAAACUCACACACACACACACACACAGAGGAUGUCAAACCUCUCUGGAAGCCAUGACACAUGCUGUGUGGGAGGAGGAGGAGGAGGGGGGGAGGGAGGCAGGAAUGAAGAAAGUGUUAAGUAGCAAAUUGGUUUUGCAGUGCUGCCAGCUCAUCAUCCUGGUGCCACUGGCACUGGCUCUGUUACCAGCAUCACACCUGGCAAGCUCUCUUUCCUCCCAGGCUAAACCAGCAAUAUCUACUUUAUACCUCAGCAGGAACUUUCUCCUUCCCUUCAGUUUUUGCAACGUUGCUUUGCAAUUAAUCUUCCCCCCCCCCCCUUUUUUAAUGGUACCUUUCCCACUUUCCCCCAAGUGUUAGGGCAAGCCUUGUGCAGGGAGAGGAGGGUUUGGUGUGUCUGGAGGGUGACUGUGGCAUUGCUCUCUUGAUUAACAAGGACAUGAAAUAUGUAGCAGCUGAA